GCCCGCGCCGUCCUGUGCCAAUCCGCUCGGACACACUCGCUCCCCAGCUGACAGAAACAGCGGACAGUUUGCGUCCGCGCUCUCGGUCUGCUGUGACAUGGCGGAGUUUGACCCCAUCGAGUUCUUUGGCACCGGGUGCGGCCGGGACAUUGCCAUUGCCCGGCAUGCGAGAAGCCGGAGCCAUGGCUCCAUCAGCUUGGCGUCCCUGGACUCACGGUUACACGCUGCCCUGGAAAGCAGCGCGCCGGAGGGUCCCCGGCUGAUCAGCGGCGUCACAAAACAUCCAGUCUCACCGUCGCGCACCUUCGUCAACAUCACGCCCGAAGGCUCGGUGGUCGGACCGGCACUUGACCAACCCGGCGCAUCGCCAGUUGCGUCACCCAACGUUUCCAGCCACUCAGACCCGACAUCCGCCUCGGCCAAGGCUUCUCCCCUUACGCGCUAUGUCUCCAGCCGCCAGCGCCACGAGAAGAUCGCCCUCUCCUUACCGGAGGGCUCAGUUCUCGACUACGACGAGGGCAGCCGAGAUCACCACCACCAGAGCAAGAGCGCUGCCGUGGAGCAAUUCGGCGCUACGGCAAACCCUUGCAUGGAGAAUGACAGUCCGAUAGGACGGUACCUGACCGACGUGCACCAGGCCCACGAGCGCCUGGCCCUCGCCCUCGAGCGGCAAGGAGGUGCACCCCAGCCCGAAGCCACAGCCUCGCACCCAGACACCCAGGACACGGAGACAGGGUCAUCCAUCUCGUUGUGUGACGAGAACGACACAGAGACGAAGGAGGAGCGUGACGGCAUGACCGCCGAGAUGAUGCUCUCCGUUAUACACGAACGACGCAGGCGGCAGUUCGCAGGCCAGGAUCGGUCGUACAUGCUCAAGGCUCCGCGAGCACGAAAACGGCAGAGCAGCUCGCCGCUCCACGGGCACAAGGACAAGACCGGGCGUUGGAGCUGAUCACGGACGCCCGAAUCGGGCCAUUGCGGCAGGGCGCAAUGUCAAAAAUGCCGACAGAUUAAGUAGGAGGGAGCAUUGCUUAGCUCACCUGUUGCACAUCUGCUGUCACAUCUCACUGCGUCGCAAGUCAAGCAACAGAUCUCUUCGCUCGUGUCACUGUCAAGAGCCCCCCUGACCCGCGGCGAUGCACUUGGCAAACCAAGCCGAAUGUUGCCCUCU
Thermothielavioides terrestris NRRL 8126 is the source of this 1171-nucleotide messenger RNA. RefSeq lists its product as uncharacterized. The coding region runs from base 98 to 952 and encodes 284 amino acids. The record is from RefSeq and is a predicted model, not a curated record. The transcript has 3 exons. Lineage: Eukaryota; Fungi; Ascomycota; Sordariomycetes; Sordariales; Chaetomiaceae.